AUGGAAGAAAUUCCUGAACCACAUAAUGUAGGAGAUGAGCCACCUCCUGGGAGAAGGAUCAAAGAAUUCUGUGUAUACCAUCGCUUUCAUGGUCAUACAACAAAUAAUUGCAGGAACGUGAGGAAAAUCAUAUUGCGAAUGAUUGAACAAGGAAAAUUGAACCACUUUUUGACAAAGCAGCCACAAAAUUUACCACCAACACCACCACCAGGAGGAGGAAAUGAAUAUGGUGCAGAGAAAGGAAAGAAUGCAUAUGUAAUUGAAGUUGGUGCGAAGGCGAAAAACUUAUACUGUAAUUCGAUUAUACAUUCGUUCAAGAUUAUAGAAGACUUUCAUGACAACAUCUUAAGUCGGGUGCAUGCGAGAGACAAUGAUGGAAGAGAAAUCUUUAACCUUGUGAAGAUAUCACCAUUAAAAGAUUGGAAAAAGCAGACUAUUUCGUUCAGUGCGAAAGAAACACCAAGAGCAGGAGAACCACAUGAAUGUCCACUAGUGGUGAGCUUAGGAAUUAACCCGAAAGCAAAAGUAGAAGAUGGUGAAGAAGAUGAAGUGAAUACUUGGGCUAUAAAUAAAAUACUCGUAGAUCCUGGGAGUUCUGUUGAUAUCCUCUUUUAUCAUACAUAUAAGACUAUGGUUGGAAGAGAUGACGAAUUAAUUCCUUCAACUUAUAAAAUUUACGGCUUUAAUGGUGCUGCGAAUAAGCCAAAGGGAGAAGUGACAAUGCGAAUUCCUCUACAAAAUAAGCAGGGUACUGAGGCAGAACCUUCUGCGAAUAAUAAUACUAAACGAACCAGAGAGAGUACUUCUGAAGAAUGA
Molecule: messenger RNA, 816 nt
Organism: Papaver somniferum (opium poppy)
Lineage: Eukaryota; Viridiplantae; Streptophyta; Magnoliopsida; Ranunculales; Papaveraceae
Exons: 2
Coding region: 1-816 (271 amino acids)
Source: RefSeq, a predicted model, not a curated record